AUCGACUCACUCCAUUCCGACUGUACGAUGAGCGCGGUGGAGAGCAUUCCGGCGCUGCCCGAGGACCUCGAACGAAUCAUUUUUCUCGAAUUGGCAACACAAUCUCCUCGCUAUAUCCCAGCCCUUAUACUGGUAGCCCGUCGCGUGAAACAGUGGGUCGAGCCUGUUCUGUAUCGCAUGAUCACAUUGGAACUGCCCACUCUCCCUGACGUCAGCACCCUCGAUCUCCCUUCAUUUUUUCGUGUACAUGCGACCAAAGGACCGGACUUUCUCGCCCGAGCCGUGCGGCAUCUCGCGCUCAAGGACGUGAAUGUCGCGUUCAUGGACUUCAUCUUCGAAUCCUGCCCCAACACCGAGGACCUGCUCCUCAACUACACUCUGCCCAAACACACGCUAUACGCGUCGGUCCCGUCCCUGGUAAGACUCCCCCUGAGACGACUGUACACCUACGUCCUCGAUUUCUUCGACGGAACAGAGCUCGUGCCAAAGUUCCGGCCCCUGUUUAACAACCUCACCCACCUCGUCGUGUUCGGCAACCUCACCGGCCAUGGCGAGCUCGCAGAAGCGCAGGAGCGAUGGCGCCUCGCCGCGUCCUUGCCGCAGCUCACGCACCUCGCGGCGGUCGAGUACAACCCCGUCAUGUGGCGCGUGAUCCUCGGGAACGAGAGGCUGGUCGUCCUGGCGUUCCUGUGGCGCUUUGAUUUCCCCCCAAUGCCGCAGGACGAGCAUGAGAUCCCCGUGGAUCUGCGGUUUGUUGCGCUCGCAGAGUUCUCGAGCGUGCUGGAUUGGCAGAAGGGCGCACUGGGGAGGGGCGAUUUUUGGGAUGCGGCUGAAGAGCAUGUGCGGAAGCGAAGGUCGGGGAAAGUGUAUCCGCGGGCGUGGUUUCUCCGGACCGGCCAAGUCCCUCUGCUUCCAACGCUCAAUGUGGCGCUGGGAUAAGAAGCAUGCGGGAGGUCAAACAUCUUAGCACUUUUUCAGUCGCAGAGACUUAGUAGCCCUAAUGAUUAGACUUUCUGUUGGCAUUCAAAGACCUUGCGUAUAUAGAACUUGAACGUAUAUUAGCUAAUUGGGGUGGGCUACAUCUGUUGUGGCUUCUUGCAAUCAAGUCGGCGACCCGAAGGAUCCUCGGAAAGAUAAAGUGCAGGAAUGGAUAGACUGCGAACGUGUUGGAAAAAGCGAGCACCACAGGACUCGAACCUGUAACCUUUUGGUAGUCUCACGAAGGCAUCGAAGCCAAACACGCUAGCCAUUGCGCC
This is a messenger RNA of Mycena citricolor, 1256 nucleotides long. Lineage: Eukaryota; Fungi; Basidiomycota; Agaricomycetes; Agaricales; Mycenaceae. The record is from the annotation of a GenBank genome assembly.